Messenger RNA from Chanos chanos (milkfish), 3511 nucleotides. RefSeq names its product periostin. The record is from RefSeq and is a predicted model, not a curated record. Gene Ontology annotation, cellular component: extracellular matrix. Gene Ontology annotation, molecular function: cell adhesion molecule binding. Bases 27 to 2795 code for a protein of 922 amino acids. The transcript is spliced from 23 exons. Gene Ontology annotation, biological process: cell adhesion; extracellular matrix organization. Lineage: Eukaryota; Metazoa; Chordata; Actinopteri; Gonorynchiformes; Chanidae.
GUUUUUCAUCAACAGGGCAAGUCAAGAUGAAGCUCCUGUUUGUGAUCAGUUUGACCUUGGUCACUCUCUCCUCCCUGGACCUCGCUGAUUCCUCAGCUUAUGACAAGAUUGUGACCCACAGUCGCAUCAGGGCAAAGAAAGAGGGGCCCAAUGUGUGUGCACUUCAGCAGGUUAUGGGGACCAAGAAGAAGUACUUCAGCACAUGCAGGAACUGGUAUAAGGGCUCCAUCUGUGGGAAGAAAGCGGUUGUUUUAUAUGAGUGCUGUCCAGGUUAUAUGAAGCUGGAUGGGAUGCGCGGUUGCCCUGCAGUGGCCCCCAUCGACACCGUGUAUGGCACUCUGGGUAUAGUGAAUGCCAAAACUACACAGGAUUACUCUGACAUUUCCAAGAUCCGCGAGGCGCUUGAAGGCUCUGGCUCCUACACGAUGUUCGCACCGUCCGAUGACGCGUGGAACCUUGUCGACCCUGGAAUGCGGCGUGUGUUAGAGAACAGUGCAAGCACUGAGCUGUACGAUGCUCUCCACUAUCACAUGACCAAGAAACGGUUCUUGACCAAGGACCUGAAGAACGACAUGACGUUGGAAUCCAUGCAAAAUAAACUGGGCUUAUACAUCAACCAUUAUUCAAACGGAGUGGUUACUGUGAAUUGUGCCAGGAUUAUUCACGCUAACCAGUUGGCCACUAACGGAGUUGUUCAUGUCAUCGAUCGGGUCAUCUCUCCUGUAAAGAGCAGCAUCAAGGAUGUGAUUGAGACUAAUGGAGACCUCACCUCACUGAGUGCAGCCGCAGUGGCAUCAGGGUUACUGGAUAAACUAGGCGAGCCAGGGCACUACACGCUUUUUGCUCCGACCAACGAGGCCUUCGAGAAACUGGACAGGGUUGUCCUAGAGCGAAUCAUGAGCGAUAAGACCGUCCUCCAAGCUCUGCUAAAGUACCACCUCCUCAGCUCAACUCAGUGCUCUGAGGCCAUCAUGGCUGGCUCAGUGUAUGAGACGCUGGAGGGAAGCAACAUCGAGAUUGGUUGUGACGGCGAGAGCCUGACGGUGAACGGAAUCAAGAUGGUGCUGAAGAAAGACAUUGUGACGACCAAUGGUGUCAUUCACCUCAUUGACCAGGUGCUCAUGCCGGAUUCCGCUAAGCUGGUGACAGAGCUUGUUGGAGAAUCUCAGAGCACCUUCAGCGACAUGGUUUCUGAGUUAGGCUUGUCUGCUGCCAUGAAGCCAGAGACGGAGUACACAAUCCUGGCUCCUCUCAACGGAGCUUUCACUUCUGAAGUUAUGUCGAUGGACCAGCGUCUCCUGAAGAUCAUUCUGGAAAACCACAUUCUGAAACUGAAAGUCACCCUCAGUGAGCUCUAUAAUGGACAGCUCUUGGAAACCCUCGGGGGGAAACUUCUUAGAGUAUUCAUCUAUCGCACUGCUGUGUGUAUUGAAAACGCCUGUAUGGUCAGAGGAAGCAAAGAGGGAAGUAAUGGUGCCCUUCAUCUGAUGAGAUCUCUGAUAAAACCAACGGAAGCUUCCAUUUACCAGCUUCUGGUCGAAGACGGACGCUUCAAAAUCUUCCUGUCCCUAAUGGAGACGGCUGGUUUGACAGAGCUGCUCAAACAGGAGGGAUCUUAUACCCUGUUUGCACCGACUGAUGAUGCGUUUGAAGGCUUAACAGAGCAGGACAUUUCCCUUCUUACUAGCAACAUAAAUGUUCUCAGAACCAUCCUGCUGUACCACUUCAGCAGCGGUGUCUUCAUCAAUGGUGGUCUGGAGGGCGGAGUCACCAACCUUCUCAAGUCCAUUCAAGGCAACAAUCUCCAAGUGCUGUCUGCAAACAACUCUAUCCUCGUCAAUUCAGUUGACGUUCCAGACAGUGACCUUAUGGCUUCCAAUGGUGUGGUCCACGUAGUUAAGACGCUGCUAUACCCUGCAGACCUGCCCGUAGGACAGGAGGACCUGCUGAUUCUGUUGAGGAAACUCAUCAGGUACAUUCAGAUUAAGUUUGUGUCUGGAUUCACCUACCAUGAGAUACCCCUUACCUUUAUCAAGAGGACUAUUACUACAACCACUCAUAUUGUUGAAACGGUCCCAGAAAUUACAAAAAUCACCAGGAUCAUUGAAGGCGAACCUACCAUCACAAGGACUGUUAUUGAGGGAGAACCCAGAAUCACCAAAUUCACCAGGGUCAUUGAAGGUGAGCCUGUUUUCACCACAGGGGUCGUUGAGGGUGAACCAUCGGUUACAAAGGUCACCAGAGUCACCGAAAGUGAACCCACGGUCACAAAGAUGGUCAUCGAAGGCGAGCCUAAGAUUACAAAAGUCACCAGGGUAAUUGAAGGAGAGCAGACUGUUGUAGACCCUCAAACAUCUAUUACUAAGCUCACCAGAGUUACUGAAUCUGAGCCCAGUGUCACUAAGGUGGUGGUUGAAGGGAAACCCUCCGUCACCAAAGUUACCAGGGUUAUCGAAGGCAAGCCGUCUGUCACAAAGGUGACCAGAGUUAUUGAAACCCACAGUGGUUCAUCUGAUGGAGAACUGGACACUGAUGGAGAAAUAAAGAAGAUUUUGGGAGAAGGUGGAUACACCACUGUUACCAAGGUGAUCAAGUCCGAGCCUCACAUUAUUGAAGGGCCGGAUUUCUCGAGGAUCACGUCUUUCCAGGGAAACCCGGACCUUAUUGAUGCAGAGUCUGAGAGAAUCACCAAAUUAAUCCAAGAAGGAGGGUCUGUAAGAAAAGCCCCUGUGAAGAGGACCCCAGUCAAAAGGAGAAGAACAAGACUGGUUAGACGCCCGAAGAACGCACAGUGACCCAGCACAAUCUAGAAGCUCAAAGGAUUCAAGACUGAGUGUAACCAAAACUUCUAAUGGACUCAUGCCGCGUCUCACGCUUAAAAGAAUUAAAAUGUUAAAGGAGAGAGAGUGUGAUCAACAUAAUGAUCCCUUAACAAGUUUAUGUUAGAACUCUGCAUGGGUUGUUUACAAUUCCAAAAGAACCACUGCAGUGUGAAUGCAUUAAAAAAUCUCUUAUAUAAGUCAAGAUCGUUUGUUGGGAGGGGGGUCUAAAUAUGGUGGUAGAUGUUUUAGGAGGUCGAGAGAAAAAGAGAGAGAGAGUUGUUUUUAUUAUUUUAAAUGCUGUUUGUAUUUCUUAUCAGUGUAUAAAGAGACAGCUUGGUUGGGUUGAUCUGAGAUCUCCCCUCUAUGCAUGGCUGUCAUUUUAUUGGUGCUUGCAUUCAUGCCUAUGAAUGUCUUUUACAAACGAGAAUAUUCCCCUAUUUCUGUAUUUCCGCUUCACUGUAAAUUACUUGAUUCGACUUUGUCGGUUUGUUUGUAUGUUAACUGGUUCGUUCCUCUUUCAGAGUUUAGCUUUUUUUCCCCCUCCAUUUUCUGGUUCUUUAACGGUUUGCACAUGACCAAGAGUGCUUUAUGUUCUCCGUGGUAAGUUCAAACUCAAAGCCCUUCUCUUAAUAUGUGACUGAGAGAAAGCAAGUUUUGUGCACCUAUUACCUCUUUUUGGAAAUGUUCAA